This is a messenger RNA of Pediculus humanus corporis (human body louse), 1200 nucleotides long. Its product is annotated as SET domain-containing protein, putative. The record is from RefSeq and is a predicted model, not a curated record. The coding region runs from base 1 to 1200 and encodes 399 amino acids. The transcript is spliced from 4 exons. Gene Ontology annotation, biological process: peptidyl-lysine dimethylation; peptidyl-lysine trimethylation; positive regulation of transcription by RNA polymerase II. Gene Ontology annotation, molecular function: histone H3K4 methyltransferase activity; protein binding; transcription coactivator activity. NCBI's taxonomy places the organism in Eukaryota, Metazoa, Arthropoda, Insecta, Psocodea, Pediculidae.
AUGGGUAGGACUAAACGUAUGAGAAGAAAUAAACUUUUAAAAGUUCAAAGUUCGCAUGACUGUUCGGAUAUUAUCAAUUUACAAAAGUCAAUAAAACUUAAAUGUAAACAUUUAAAAAUAGGUUUUUUUAAUGAUACAGGACGAGGAGUGAAAUGUAGAAAAAAAUUAGAAAAAGGAGAUUUACUCAUCGCCCUACCCCUUAAUUUAUUAAUCACUCCGACUUCACAAAGUGAUGCGUAUAAAUUUUUAAAUGAUGAAAAUAUCGUUGAUCCUCAAUUGCGUUUGAGUAUUUUUUUAAUGUAUGAAAAUCAUUUGAAAAAUGAUUCAAAAUAUUUUAAUUACAUACAAACGUUACCGCAAUCAUAUAGCAAUGUUUAUUUUUGUACAGACUCUGAAAUUCAAUUGUUACCGGACUUGAUAAAAAAACUAGUUGUUACACAAAAAACUGAUCUUGAAUUUUUAUUUGAAAAACUUCAAAAUAAUUUAAAUGAUGAAAUUUGUUCUCACUGCGAUAAAUCCAUUAAAAAAUUAUACAAUCGAUAUGAAUUUAUUUGGGCUUGGUUUACAGUUAACACAAGAUCUGUUUAUUAUGAAGAUAAAUCAAUGAGAAAAAAAUCAUUAGCAUUAGCUCCAUUCUUAGACAUGUUUAAUCACUCGAGUGAUGCCAAUACUAAAAUGUACAUUGAUUUCGACAAUGAAUUAUACAUAUUAAAAACAUUAAAUUCAUUUAGAAAACAUCAACAGAUUUUCAUUAAAUAUGGACCACAUUCAAAUUUAAAAUUAUUAAUCGAAUAUGGUUUUAUAAUCCCUUGUAAUCAUUAUGAUUUCAUCGAAUUCAGUUUCGAUGAUGUGAUUACAAGUGCUCGAGAAAUCAAUUCUGAAUUUGGUAAUUUAUCAAAAUUAAAAUGGAACCUGUUGCAAAAAAAUCAUUUAAAUAAAAAUUUGUUAAUAAAUCUCGAUGGAUUUUCUUGGAAUUUUAAUUCUUUACUUUAUCUUAUUGUAACUCGCGACGUCGACGUUUCCCUCAUAAAAUCAAAAAUUUAUUCAAAUGAAUUAAAUCCUGCUGAAUUUACCUCCAAAAAAUCAAUUGAAUUCUUAUCAGCUCUUGAUAAAAUGAAUGUUUUAAAUGAUACUACGAUAAGUUAUGAAACGGUUAAACAAUUAUUAAAAAUAUAUAUAAAUUUAUUACAAAAAAUUUAA